Messenger RNA from Blumeria graminis f. sp. triticale, 339 nucleotides. NCBI's taxonomy places the organism in Eukaryota, Fungi, Ascomycota, Leotiomycetes, Helotiales, Erysiphaceae. The record is from the annotation of a GenBank genome assembly.
AUGAAGUUUCUCAGCGCCGAAUACUAUGCCGCAUGGGCUGGUCUUUUACUACUAGCGCCAGCUGUUUAUGCGGGUCCACACUUUAAAUGCGGCCAUGUCAUUGCUUUUACACUCAUCGGACUUGAAAAUAGUAAAUUUAGUAAUGGAUUUUGGGAGGCGGAGUCCGAUGAUCCCAGGGGCCCCAAUGGGGAAGAAUACUUGUCACACCGAUUCCGCGCAUUACCAUCAGGUGGAAAAGAUACUUGCUACUUGGCUCAAUUAAUCAAUGAAUAUCCUUUUUUCCGAGUCUUUCAGAGAACUACCGAGGUUUGGGAGCCAUGUAGAUUCCUUAAACACUGA